AUGGGAUUAAAGUAUACCAACUACUUUGACAAUUCCCAAUACACUUGCCCCGAUACCCACAUUUUUACCUGUAAAGGAUGCUCAAGUCACCUUUGUCUUUCCAAUUUGGUGUUGUCUGAUAAUUUUAAUGGUUCCAGUGGUCCGGCAUUGUUGGUUGAACAGUUGAUUAAUGUUGACAUUAGUCCCAUAACUGAAGAUACAUCAAUGCGCACUGGGUUGUACAAGAUUAACAAGGUUAAAUGCCAACAAUGUAAAAAGACUGUUGGCUGGAGAUAUAAGAAGAGUUAUAGUUAUAGUGAAAGCUACAAGGAAGGCAAGUUUGUUAUUGAAAAGAGUUAUAUAAAUAUGUCUAAAUGA
This is a messenger RNA of Lodderomyces parapsilosis, 357 nucleotides long. RefSeq names its product Moh1p (gene MOH1). The record is from RefSeq and is a predicted model, not a curated record. Bases 1 to 357 code for a protein of 118 amino acids. Lineage: Eukaryota; Fungi; Ascomycota; Pichiomycetes; Serinales; Debaryomycetaceae. Gene Ontology annotation, cellular component: ubiquitin ligase complex. The transcript has a single exon.